UCAUGCAGCAGAUGGUCCAGGGCAUUUUCAAUAGCUUUCCAAAUUUCAUCAAGAUGCCUGCUGAAGAAUUGUGGACUAGUAUCAUCACCAAGAAGGAAGCUGACGAUGCUCAAUCCAAGAGUGGUUUCGAUCCAAAAACCGGAAUUUAUCACUCGUUACAUCAACUUGGAGAAAAUCUCCAAAUCCCCACUAGACAUGACCUAGACACGACCAGUUAUGUGCUAUCCCAGUUCCCCCAUCCUGAUCAUGCUGAGACUAAAGUUGCACUUGUUGAUUUGGCUACCAACCAGCAAGUCACCUAUGCUCAGCUUCAUCGAUCCAUCCAUGCCCUUGCAUCAGGCUUGUACAAUGGUCUUGGAGUCCGAAAAGGUGAUGUGGUGUUUCUUCUGUCACCAAACUCAAUCUUGUACCCGACAAUAUGUCUAGCUGUAUUUUCCAUUGGAGCAAUCCUUAGUCCUGCCAACCCAGCUAACACAGUAUCAGAAAUUUUGAAACAAAUACGGGACUCGGGUGCUAAACUUGUCAUUUCAGCACCAGAGGAGUUGCAUAAGUUGGUUGAAAAUGGAGUGCCUACACUAGUUACAACUCGAGAGUCAAAUGACGAUUCACUAUCUGUCAAAGAACUAAUUGAAUGUAGCGGUCCGCUUGAGUUGCCACAGGUCAGGAUAACUCAAUCAGACACUGCAGCUAUACUAUACUCUUCAGGUACUACUGGCACAAGCAAAGGUGUGAUAUUAACACAUUCAAACUUCGUAGCCAUCAUGACCCUCCUGAAAUGGUCAGUCUAUGCAAGUUCAUCACAAAAUGACAUAUUCUUGUGCUUUGUCCCAAUAUUUCACAUCUACGGCCUUGCAUUUUUCGGGUUAGGAUUAUUCUGUGCCGGAAUUACUACUGUGUUAAUGCAAAGAUUUGAUUUUCAAGCAAUGCUUGAUGCUGUUCAAGCUUACAAAAUUAAUAACAUACCUGCAGUGCCUCCAGUGAUACUUGGGCUAGUGAAACGUGCUAACAAAGUCGAGUGUGACUUGUCAUCUUUAAGAAGGGUGGGAUCUGGGGCUGCCCCAUUGAGUAAGGAACUGUCUGACGAGUUUAGGCAAAGGUUUCCAUGGGUAGAGCUAAGGCAAGGUUAUGGGCUAACAGAAAGCAGUGGUGCAACAACCUUUUUCAUCUCUGAUGAGCAGGCUAAGGCACAUCCAGCUUCUUGUGGAAGGCUCGUCCCAACUUUCAGUGCUAAGAUUGUAGAUACUGAAACGGGAUCAGCUUUGCCACCUGGUAGAAAAGGAGAGCUGUUGUUGAAGAGUCCUACUAUAAUGAAAGGGUACUUGGGAAAUGAGGCUGCUACUGCUGCAACAUUUGAUCCAGAUGGUUGGCUGAAAACUGGUGAUAUUGGUUAUUUUGAUGAAGAUGGAUUUCUUCAUAUUGUUGAUCGGAUUAAGGAGCUGAUCAAGCACAAUGGGUAUCAGGUGGCUCCAGCGGAAUUGGAAGCUAUUCUUCUGGGUCAUCCCCAAGUACUUGAUGCUGCAGUUGUACCUGUUGAAGAUGAAGAAGCUGGACAGAUACCAAUGGCAUAUGUGGUGAGAACAGCUGGUUCUGAACUCACAGAAGAACAAGUCAUUCAAUUUGUUGCUAAUCAGGUAGCCCCAUACAAGAAAGUACGAAGAGUGGGUUUCAUCAGCGCCAUUCCAAAGUCUGCUGCAGGCAAAAUCUUGAGGAAGGAGCUUGUUUCCCACAGCCAACUAGUUAUCUCAAAAUUGUAACUUUCCUCCGUUUUUAACCUGAUACCAGACCAGGAAAUGGUGGAGCUGUGGAACUCAGGCGGAAAGGACUUGAAAAAGAGAGCAUAAACACCUCAGAUAAAGAUCAAUGGAAGGAAAUAGUUAUUCAAACUUGAUUUUUUUUUCCCGGUUCUGUACUGUGAGCUUUGGAUAAUUGCGUAUCCAUGUAUGAUAACGUAGAACAGAGUGAUGAUACCUGAUGAUGAAAUAAAAUGCUUUCGAAACCUGGAGUCUCUUACCGUCGUCAUCUUUUGUUGUUCAAGUAGAACUCGUAAUGUAAAGAUCAUAGCCAUUUCCCACCUCGAGGAGGAAAAUUGGACGGAUAUAACCAUGCUACUUGUGAUUCUCAAUAACAACGUCAGAUCUAGAAGAAGAAUGGAUGCUGUGGGUUAAAUUUUACGGAUGCUUUAUGAUGUUUUAUGGAGACGUUUAUUUUUGCAUUUCAAAAACAUUUUUGAAAAAAUUUAAUUUUUUUCUU
Populus euphratica (Euphrates poplar) is the source of this 2250-nucleotide messenger RNA. Its product is annotated as 4-coumarate--CoA ligase-like 5. Gene Ontology annotation, molecular function: CoA-ligase activity. Bases 3 to 1754 code for a protein of 583 amino acids. The transcript is spliced from 4 exons. The record is from RefSeq and is a predicted model, not a curated record. Lineage: Eukaryota; Viridiplantae; Streptophyta; Magnoliopsida; Malpighiales; Salicaceae.